This is a messenger RNA of Adineta steineri, 1551 nucleotides long. The record is from the annotation of a GenBank genome assembly. Lineage: Eukaryota; Metazoa; Rotifera; Eurotatoria; Adinetida; Adinetidae.
GGUGAUGUUCUCUAUCGAUUAGACAAAUAUGAUGAAGCCUUAACAUAUCAUCAACAAGCAUUAGCAAUUCAAGAAAAACAAAAUGAAACUGCUCCUAUCGAUAUGGCUCGUAAUCUUAACCAUAUAGGACAUAUUUUUAAUAGUCAAAAGAAAUUCGAUGAAUCUCUUCAUUCUUAUCAUCGAGCAUUGGAAAUUGGAGAAACAUUCGAUUCAUUAAAUUAUCAAGCGAUUUCCACGAUGCUCUGUAAUAUUGCUGAUGUUUUAUGCAAACAAAGAAACUACAUACAAGCAUUUGAUUACCAACAACGUGCAUUAAAUAUCCAAAAAACUAUUUAUUCACUGUCCGACGUUAAUAUUGCAGAAAGUCUUCAUUCUAUUGGUCAUAUUCGAUAUGGUCAGAACAUGUUUGAUGAAUCUUUGGAUUUCUAUCAGCAAGCAUUAAAAAUCUAUGAAGAAUAUCAUUCAUCGAAUUUUGAUAUCAUUGCUCUUUCUUGUCGAUAUGUUGGUACUUCUCUUAUCCAACUAAAAAAAUAUCAUGAAGGUUUGAAGUAUCUAUGUCGAGCAGUGCAAAUUUUUGAAGAAAAUCCUUCGUCUGAUUGUGAAAAUCUUCCCGUAUGUUUAUGUGCUAUUGGCAAUGCAUUACUUGAACAAGGAAAUCCUAAUGAAGCUCUUCAUUAUCAUCAACGAGCACUUGUAACUCGACAAGAACUCUAUCCAUCUGGUCACAUGUGUAUUGGAACUAGUCUUGCUUUUAUAGGAAAUAUUCUUAGCGAUCAAAAAAACUAUGACGAAGCAUUUGAUAUGUAUGAACAAGCAUUAGUCAUCUAUGAGAAAUUCUGUUUAUCUGAAGAUCUGGAACUUUCUAUUUGUUUGAAUAAUAUGGGUAUUCUUCUAAAUGAACAGGACAAAUAUGAUCAAGCACUUCCGUUUUACUAUCGAGCAUUAACAAUCCGAGAAAAAUAUUUACCAUCUUCGUAUACAACCGUUGUAAAUAUUCUAAUGGAUAUUGGUCGAAUAAAAGUUAAACAAAGCAAUUUUGAUGGAGCUCAUGAUGAUUUUUCUCGAGCAGUUGCUUUACUUCGAGAAUAUGAUCCACUUAAUCACUCUGAACUUACCAUUGGUCUCAAAUGGAUUGCAUCUAUUUGGAUUCGAAAACGAUGUUAUCAUCGUGCUAUUGAAUAUCUUGAACAAUGUUUACACAUCAAAGAAGCUAGUCUCUCCCCAGAACAUUUAUCCAUUGCAGGUACUCUUUCAGAUCUUGCUCAAGUUAAUCGAACUCGACAUGAAUAUCAAUUAUCAUUAAUAUAUGAAAUGAAAUAUUAUUCAAUCAUCGAAAAAGUUUUCUCACCAGAUCAUGAAGAUAUUAUUGACAGCUUAGCAAAUAUCGCUGAAUGUUAUGAAGAUCUUAAUGAACUUCAAAUAGCUUUAAAAUAUUAUCAACGAAUACUAACGAUCUAUGAACAAUCUAAAUCUGUUUCAAAUUUCGAAAUAUUCACAGUUAUGGAUAAGAUUGAUCAACUCUUAACACAGAUAAAUGAAGAGUCGGUUUAA